AUCGCGUAUUGCUCGACAGUCGUCCGUGCGCAACACACACCGAGUAAAAUAUUACUACCUGUAACGACGAGCACCGCAACAAUAUGCGCAACGCAGUCAUACUUUUACUGGCCGCGUUUUCCGCGGUCGCCAGGGCGGCGAUCCUCAGGUCCGGCGGCGUCGAAUUGCCAACAUACACAGAUCCAUGCAAAAGAAAUGAUAAGGACUUCAGUGGUUGUGUGAAGAAAACUCUUCAAUAUUUGAUCCCCAAAUUUAGCAAAGAGGGAAUUCCACAGUUGAACAUCACAUCUUUAGAUCCAUUCUAUUUGAAUGAAUAUCUUAUGCAUUUCGAGUCUACACAAAUCGAAGGAAAAGCUCUAUUCAAAGAUGUUUACAACCAUGGUUUAGGAUCUAUAAAAAUCGUCGAUGUCAGAUCUGUUGUGGAAGACCCAGAACAAUUGGAAUUAGAAGUCGACUUUUACAUGCCAAAAGUGAUAUCAAACGGCAAAUUCAAGGGUGAGGGAAGAAUUGGCCAGAUGCCAAUCAUGGGCAAGGGCGUAUUCAACGUGACGUCUUAUGAUGUGACCGGUUCGUGGAUGUUGAAAGGCAAUGCCGUUGAGUUGGACGGACAACGUUACAUGCGUAUCAAGGACGUUGGCAUGAAAUUAGACAUUGGUGACAUGAAAAUAUACGCGACCAACAUGAUCAAUGGAAGUCCCGAAUUGAGCCAAAUGGCGUUAACCUUCGCUAACCAAUUUUGGCGAGUGAUAUUCCAAAUCAUGAUGCCGUACGCCGAAGAGGGUUUCGAGAAGAUCACGAGACCCAUUCUCAACCAAGUGUUCCUGGAGGUUCCUUACGACCAGCUGUUCCCGCCCAGCCGCAAAUAAACCCUCCCUACAAAAUCAUACUUCUUUUUGACUUACCUUAAAUUUUUCUCUGUGUUGUAGGACUAUAGUAUAUUCUUACUGUAAUAUCGUAGGUGUAACAAGUUUUUAUUUUCAAUAAUAUUAUAAAACACAUCACCUAAAACUGGAACAUGCAACCAGUAGGAUAUCCGACCAAUGUUAUUUAUUAUUAAGAUUAAUAUUAUAUUUUGUUUUAAGCGACGUAAAUAAUUAAUUUAAUAACUGUGUAUUGAUGUAUAAGUAAACUAUGUUAAGACAUAAU
Molecule: messenger RNA, 1146 nt
Organism: Myzus persicae (green peach aphid)
Lineage: Eukaryota; Metazoa; Arthropoda; Insecta; Hemiptera; Aphididae
Product: protein takeout-like
Exons: 6
Coding region: 84-866 (260 amino acids)
Source: RefSeq, a predicted model, not a curated record